AGAGAGAGAGAGAGAGAGAGAGAGAAUGUAUGUGCGUAUGUGACUUGAUCUCAGUGGAUCAUGGAGCAGCGCACUGACCGCGGUGCGUCGGAGUCUCCUGACCGCACGAAUGCGCUUCUAACACGGCUACUUUUGCUCCGGAGCGCCGCUGAACGGAACUAAAGCUGGAGGAUCGGAUCGGUACCGAUGGCUGAUCCUCUGCGGAGGACAAUUCUAGCCAAACUCAGGGGCAAGAAAUCCAAAGGGAAAGACGCGAGCACCGUGAACCGGCCUAGAGAAGGUAAAGAAAAAGUUUCUCAGACGCAAACAGAGAUAAAUCGCAUAUGUAACGCGAUGAGGGCUGAGCAGAGCUGCGCGAGCGCGGAUCCGGUUCCCCGGAGCGCUGGGGGUCCCGCUGAUCAAAGCGAACGCACCGAGCUCAAGCGCUUCCACACGAUCGGAGACUCGAUCGGCUUCGGCGGUUGCGAUUUAAAACCCAAACGAGAGGCUUUAAAGCUAUCAGAUAGUCAAGAUCUAAAGAAUAAAGAGCCAAAUGUUACAUUACUAGAGCAAAAGGCUGGAAAAAACAUUACGGGAGACUUUAGAAGCCCACAACAUCACGUGUAUGAUUAUAUAGAUGCAGAAAGCGAUCUAAUUCAGGUUAUAGAGAGUUCUCUGGAGUAUCAUGGAGAUUUUAGGAUGCCCCCGUUACAAAGUCCGACUUUUUUCCCCACUGAUCUGGAAAUAACAUUGGCCCCCGGGCUGAGAGACGGGGUCCCUCGACACCACUCGGUCGACAGCGAGGACGACGAUUAUUACGAUAACCAAAUUCUGCCCUUUUAUGAGUCGUGCACUCAGUCGAACGACCACCACAAUAAAAAUAUCGGUGCGCCAAUAUCGGCGUCGAUGUCUAACAAAACCACGCAAGAAACAGACCGGCUGAAGUCGCAACUAAACGAGGCGUAUUAUUUGCUAAUAAACACAAUGCAUAACAUUAGUUUCGACGGUCAGGUUGAAGACAACGGAUUUGUGGAUCAGGCCAGUAGCGCAACUCAAUCCAACGAUAGCGUUAGCAUUGGAAGUGACGCGUCGGAAGAACGUCAGAACGAUUCUGAUUCGCCAUUUAUCGGACGAUGUGGGGAGGGGUUGAUGGGGUCUUCGCAAAGCAGAAGUUUGCAGAAUAUUCGCAAUGCAAAUCCCAAACCGAUGCUCCAGCGGUCGGUGAGCGAUAGCAAGGUGAAGUACUCGUCAAAUCGCAAGGAAGAGACGCGAUCCGCGGUCGCAUCGGGAUGCGAUGCGCAACUGGCGAAUCCUACAGAAACCAUACCGACGUCUGUUUUGACGCAACAAUCCUGCCACGAUACAACAGUGCCCAAACAUCCUGGAGUCACCGUCAACAAGAUGCAAGAGUGGAUGCAGAAAGGUCGCGUGCUUUCGUCCGAAAUGAAGCAGAGGAUCACUGGUUCUUCGCUGAGAGCCAGUCAUGUGAGGCCAAAAAUGGCGCGACAGCAGACAGCGAUGGAGUUUAUCUGUCAGCGUCAGACCCCGUUUAACCACAUCACAGUCUCCAAGAAACGUCAGUGGCUCCAGCAGAGCUCCGUCACAGCGCCCCCUGCAGCCGAGGAGGAACAAACACAAACACAAACACUGACAGACAGAGAAGUGCGUCCUCGUCCUCUCCGUCCGGCCGAUGCUGAAGUCAAACAGCGCACCGAACCGGCCGAGGAGAACGACGCCGACGACGAGGGAGAGAUCUGGUACAACCCAAUCCCGGAGGAUGAAGAGGCCGAUCAGCCGCGCUGUGUCCCUGUCAUCAGAGUCCAGACGAGACGAGCGGACGCAGACGAGAGACAGACGCAGGACGAGAGCAGAGCCACAGAUCCUUCAGAGCAGUCCACUGGUGGACUUUCUCCCCCUUCUAGUCCCAACCCAGCUAAAAGGAGCACUACUAUCAACUGGUCUUUUCCUGAUAAAAUCAAGUCACCACGGACUGUCCGAAAACUCUCUAUGAAGAUGAAGAAGCUACCUGAUCUGAGUCGGAAGCUUAGUGUUAAAGGGAACUUAUCUAGCAAUGUGGUUAUCAGCAACAGCCAAUCAGAACCCAGAGCUCACUUACCAAGAACCAAUGGGAUGGCAGAGCUGAGCCAGCCCCAGUCCAGACUGUCCCCAGCAGGUGUGACGACUGCAUUGGCAAGCGGUAACGUGAUUUGGUGGUACCAUUUGGACAGCAGUGUUUCUACGCAGCACAAUUUCGAUAAGAGGAGGAGCAAUAGUGGUGGCGUUCCCAAAUCAGCCAGUAAGGGAGGUUACUUGAGUGAUGGAGACUCACCCGAACUUGUCGCCAAGUCAGGAAAGCAUGGAAACUCAGAAAGAAAGAAUGGUAAAGCCCGGGACAGGGAUCCUAAUGGGAAUGGCGGAAGUCUGAAGUUCCCUGGCACAGAGCUGGAUAUCGACGCCUUCCGUUCAUAUAGUUUCUCGGAGCAGCCAAAGUGCCUAACGUAUAUCUCUGGACUAAUGAGUCUGCACUUCUAUGGCGCAGAGGACCUGAAGCCACCGCGGGUUGAUUCCCGUGAUGUCUACUGCGCCAUCCAGGUGGACUCUGUCAACAAAGCUCGUACAGCCUUGCUGACCUGUCGGACAGCCUUCCUGGGCAUGGACCACACCUUCAACAUUGAGUUGGAGAAUGCUCAGCACCUCAAACUUGUUGUUUUCAGUUGGGAGUCCACACCACGAAGGAACCGGGUAUGCUGCCAUGGGACUGUGGUUCUCCCGGCUUUGUUUCGUGUGAGUAAGACGCAUCAGCUUGCCGUCCGCCUGGAACCACGUGGAUUGAUCUACGUGAAGCUGAGCCUCAUGGAGCAGAGGCAGAACUCUCUUGAUGGCCAGGAGGGGGGUCACGAAAUGCAGGUGUUUGGCAUAGAGGCUCGGCGCGUGGUGGAACGGGAAGCUUCUGGAUUAAUGGUUCCACUGCUCAUCGAGAAAUGCAUCUCUGAGAUCGAGAGGAGGGGUUGUCAGGUGGUGGGUCUGUAUCGUCUGUGCGGUUCAGCUGCGGUGAAGAAGGAGCUGCGGGAAGCGUUUGAGCGGGACAGUCACGCCGUCGAGCUCUCGGAAAACAACUACCCAGAUAUCAACGUCAUUACAGGCGUGAUGAAGGACUAUCUCCGAGAGCUUCCUCAUCCUCUCAUCUCGAAGCCUCUCUACGAGUUUGUUCUGGACUCGAUGGCCAAGAGGCCGCUGCAGAUGGGAAGCGGCGUCUGUGAGAACGACCCGGCAGACUCGGAUCACGCCAUCAGUUUGCUGGAGAUCCUGCCGGAGGUUGAGAAGGCGACCCUUCGGAAGCUUCUGGAUCACCUGAAGCGUGUGGCGUCCCAUCACGAGGUCAAUAAAAUGACCUGUCAGAACCUGGCGGUGUGUUUCGGGCCGGUUCUGCUCAGCCAGAGACAGGAGGCGUCCUGCCACGGGAACCGGGUCUUCAUCGACUCCGAGGAGCUUGCAAGCGCUCUACACUUCAAGAAACACAUCGAGGUGCUUCAUUACCUGCUCCAGCUCUGGCCAGUUGUGGAUGCUCAGAGUAAAUCUUCAUCUCCGGCUCCUGCCUCGGUGGAGUCGCUUCCAGCAGUGACGGCUGCCGUAAGGAGGAGGAAAGAGCGUCCACAGGUGCUAAAUCUAACUGAGGCAGACAUGGCAGGUGUUUUGCGGCCCAGAGCUGGCCGUCUGGACAGUCCCAGUAACCGCUAUGCCGGGGACUGGAGCAGAUGCCGGGAAACCUACCUACAACCGUGCUGCCCGGAGGAGGCAGACUAUGAUGAUGUUCCCAAUGAAGAACCUUCAAAUGCAGGACAGGAGGAACAGGGGGACUUAUCAAAGGGUACUAGAGACGUAGUCUCCAAACUAGAGUUGCCCGAGUUGGACCAGGCAGUUGAGAGGAUGGAGGAAAUGCAGAUAGAGGAGGAAGUGGAAGUGAGUGAGGAAGAGAAUCCAGUAGUUUUGGACAAGCUAAAAGUGGAGGAAUCUCUUCCCACAAGCCCCUACAAUCAGAUCCUCCCAGAGCACCGACCCAAAGAGCACAACUACCAAGCCUACAUGAAGAUCCAAGAGAUCAGCCCAGUCCUAAGCAACAGGGUCAACCUGCGGGACUUGCAGGAGAGCAUCGACACUCUAAUCGGCAACCUGGAGAGGGAGCUCAACAAGAACAAGCUCAACAUAGGGUAUUGACUCUUUAUAAGGACAGACAAAAUAUGGCGGUGAUUCCCUAGAGACAUCAGCGCUAUGGAACGUUCUUGCUCCCAUGCACACUUGGGAUGCUUGUACAAGAAGACAUUCCUCACUUCUGAUUUGUGUUGUCGUUUGUAUCCUGGUCUCCAUGUUGUUGAACUCAUCAUUGUUUUUCUUCUUAUGAGAAGAACUCAUUGAACCCUGAGGGGUGCACCAGGUGCCUUCAUUGUGUUAAGGUGGUGCUUAUGACAGCGAGAGCUUUUUACGGAGGUAUAAAAUAUUACGAUGAAAACCAAUGCACUUAUGGGGCCUGCUGUUAAAUGCAAGGCCAGUUCAGGUACAGGUGUGAAGCCUUACGGUGGGAGAACUAGGUACUACAGAUACAUCUCUAAACCAGGGGUACUCAGUCCUUCUCAUGGAGAUAUUGAAUUCCCUGCCCUAACCCCAACCCUAAGACCCCGAACCCUACAUUAGGGAUCUCAAACACAAAUUACCUGUUGUGGAGGUGGUGUUAGAUUGUUGUUUGAGAUCCCUGCACCUUACUCUCUAAACUUAU
Messenger RNA from Carassius carassius (crucian carp), 4750 nucleotides. RefSeq names its product rho GTPase-activating protein SYDE2-like. The record is from RefSeq and is a predicted model, not a curated record. The coding region runs from base 187 to 4194 and encodes 1335 amino acids. Gene Ontology annotation, biological process: signal transduction. Lineage: Eukaryota; Metazoa; Chordata; Actinopteri; Cypriniformes; Cyprinidae. The transcript has 8 exons.